Messenger RNA from Cyphellophora attinorum, 549 nucleotides. RefSeq lists its product as uncharacterized. The record is from RefSeq and is a predicted model, not a curated record. Lineage: Eukaryota; Fungi; Ascomycota; Eurotiomycetes; Chaetothyriales; Cyphellophoraceae. The transcript has 3 exons. Bases 1 to 549 code for a protein of 182 amino acids.
AUGUUGUUCGCGGUUGCUGUUGUCCUCUCGCUUUUUGUUUUUACUUCGUCUACGGUCAUCAGCACUUGCAGCGAUACUUGCUUCACGGGGGCUUUCGCCAAGACUGAUUGUUCUGUGAGAGAUUCGUACUGCAUUUGCAGCUCAGAAGUGUUCGCAGCCAAAUUCACCGACUGCCUUGGAGAAUCGUGCUCGUCAGAGGAUCCCGAGACUCUCUUCAAGAAGAUCGAGAGCUUCUGUGAAGCGGUUGGAGGUGUAGAGAAGCGCGACGCAGCGCCCGAGGCCAACAACAACCCGCCAUCAUGGUGGAAGGGUGGUUUCCGUGGCGGACAGUCUGGCAGCAGGUGGCCAUGGAAGCCGCAGCCAGGGGACAAGACGCCAUGGAAGCCUGGCAACAAGUGGCCUUGGAAGCCACAGCCUGGUCAAGGGCAACCGCCUCACAAUGGUGGAGGGUGGCAACCACCAAAACCUCCUCACAACCCAACGAAGCCGGAUGGUCCUCAUUUCCCGACGAAGCCGCACGAUCCGCAUCAUACAGCAUGGUAUGAUUGA